Messenger RNA from Fundulus heteroclitus (mummichog), 4365 nucleotides. RefSeq names its product estrogen-related receptor delta (gene esrrd). The record is from RefSeq and is a predicted model, not a curated record. The transcript is spliced from 9 exons. The coding region runs from base 2781 to 4286 and encodes 501 amino acids. Lineage: Eukaryota; Metazoa; Chordata; Actinopteri; Cyprinodontiformes; Fundulidae. Gene Ontology annotation, cellular component: nucleus. Gene Ontology annotation, molecular function: nuclear steroid receptor activity; zinc ion binding; DNA-binding transcription factor activity. Gene Ontology annotation, biological process: regulation of DNA-templated transcription.
GUCUAAAGACUAAUGUGUUCAUCCUCUCCACCCACCAGGCCACCACUCCCACAACGACGGCCUGCUUUAGGGAAAUGCUCUAAAUCAGAAACUGGACCAGAUGGUACCGAAGGACUCCAAGCUGGUUCUCUCGCUGUGGACAACAGAACCCGUCCUGGACUCACUAGAACCUUUUCAGUGCAAAAACAGUUAUUUUGUUACGAUGACUGACCGAACAUAUGUUGUUCUGUACAGAACUUUGGUUCUUAGCGGUAUUUCCUGCAAACCCAAAGCCGGUUCCAACAGGACUGGGAGCAGAACCUUUGGGCCGUGGCAGCGAUGGAAGAUAAGCCCUGCGGGGAUCUGGGUGAGGGUGAGCUGACGGACAGGGCUGACUCAGAACCCACUGACCCAGUUCUGGUGAAGAUGAGUGGGUCAGGUGAGCAGCAGCUGCCGGGAUCACAGUCGGAUCUGCGGGUCCAGGACAGCUCCCUUCAUCCCAGGAUAUUUUUGCUUAGAUUAAUCUGCGGCUCAGAGUUUAAUUCAAACCCAGGAAGCAAAACAAACGUGUAGACAUCUUCUUGGAGCGUCUCAGACAUUUUCACCUUUUUUAUAUCACCUCCAGAACCGCAGCGGAUCUAAACCGACCUCAGGGUUAGAACCUGGACCGCUCUGAGCUGAGGGACGGAUGUUUGUGUUCUAAUUAGGAAACAGUUUGGUUCCUUUUAUAAUUAUCUUCAAGCUUCUUCUUUAAAGCUAAAGUAAUUUCAAAAUUAUUUCCAAAAUACAUUAAAUAAUAGGCCAGUAAACGAUGAUGUAAUUCCAAAAAAAUCAACAAUGUGGUUUAAGAAUGGAUUGAAUGAAGCUGAUUGGACUAAAUGUUUUUCUACAGAUGAUUUAGAUGUGAUGUGAGAUAUCUGGGGAAUUUGUUAAUUUAAUACUCAGCGGUUAGUCCAAUGUUCAAAGCUGGCAGCUGGUGGUGAGGUGAGAGAUGUUCUUGUUGUGUUGGCUGGAUAAAAGGUGAGCAUAGUUUCUGUUUGGUAAUCUGGCAUAAACAAAAAACUGCUGGUCCUGCUUGUUGAACUUGAAAUCUAAAUCCAGGUUUCCACCAAGAUUUAUUACCUGUUGCUUAACACCUGGUCCCAGAUUAAUUAUUUAUUUACCCGUGUUUGAAACUUGUGGUGAUUUUCUCCUUAUCUUUGAUUUAAUAUUAAUCAGUUUCAGCUCUUUUUUGAUAUAUAAUAGAUGAGUAAGUCGUGACAAACUGUCUAAUUCAUGGGGGCACAGGUAGCUGCUGCUGACGUCCUGUAAGCCGGGCAGCAAACAGGUUCUGAGGGUCAGCAGUUCUGGGUUUAACGGGUUCUCUCAGGUGUUUUGGGCUCUGCUGGCUGAGUUUCAGAGGAAGCUGUGGGAACCAGGACGAUCUGCCGCUCCAGCAGGGCCCAGGUGUGCAGCUCUUAUGAAACAGCAGAUGUAGGUGAGACAGAUCUGAGCUGCCCGUCCGUCUGAGCCAAAGAUUAAGAGCGACUGUUUGUUUCUCUCCUGCAGCACAAAGCGCAGCCUCAGCAGUUCACACCGGGUCACCGUCCAGAGAACCGGCACAACUCUGGUGCUCAGCUGGUUCUGGUGGGUGGUGGCCUCUGGGAGCCGAGGCCUGAGACGGGUCCUUCCUGUGAUCCUGAGUAACGGCAGUUUUACUUUCACAGAUAAAACAUUUAAUUUAAAUAAAACUCUUAGAUCCAGGUCCGUUCUUCUCCUUCCUGAAGGAAACGUCUCUCUGCAGCUCACAGGCGACCCGUCUUCAGGUCCUCUGCUCUGGUUCAUGGAUGAAUCUGGGUCAGACCAAACAUCAACACAGACAAUUAAAGGUCUGCUGAACUAGGAGCAGCUGAGAUCAAAGCUGAGAUGCUCUUCAGUCAGGCUGACCUCACAGAGAAGCUGGAGUCCAGAACUAAACCUGUUCAAUACCCACAAUAUUCUGGUUCUGCUCAGCCCGUCCAUCCACUAAUCACUGCAAUGCUCCAGGGUGAACACUAGAGGGCAGACUGAACCGGUCCAUGUCUGGUUCCGACUGGAUUUAAACUGGGCCGAACUGGACCUGACCCGGAAGUAACGGGUUUAGAUUUAGACUUCUUGUUCUGUGCAAAAAUUCUCCAAAUUUACAAGCAUUCCAAAAUGAUGUAAAAAACUUUCAUGCUUCGAUCAAAUUACUGGAAUAUAACAAAGCCGUAAAGUUUUCAGAUUUGAUAACAGUAUACUUUAGCUAAACCCCUGUGUUAUUUUUUUAUUUUUAUUUUUUAACUUUAAUGUGACUGUUUAAGUUUAUAUAAUUUUUUUGUCUUUUAAAGAAAAUCUGUUAUGGUUGGCAUAUGUUUAAUUGUACUUCUCUGCUAUUUUGAAAAUUGUAUUUUGAAUUUGCUUGAAUAAAAAAACAAACAGAACAAAAAAACGUAUUAUUCUGUGCAGGUGAUGCAUCAACUUCCUGCUUCAUGACAGAAUAACUCAAAUAUUAAACAAGGUUCAUUUUUAGAUGUUCGUUCCAAAGAUUCUCAUCCUGAAGACCAGAAACGGGACGGAGCUCCAGGCGGCCGUGGCCUACAUCUGUCACCGUCCCAAUCAAUAGAGAUGAUCGCAGAAGAAGUCAAUCCCCCUGCUUCUGGGCUCCGAUUGGCCGAGGCUGCAGGCCCCGCCCCGCUGUCGCCUCCUGUGUGAUGAGAGGACCAGCAGAUAAAUAACAGUCCAGGCUCCAGGGAGCUGCACAUGUGUCUGUGGACGCUGCAGAGAUCUGGACCAGGCUCAGGAUGGAGCUGACCGACUUUGGUCUGAGGAACGACUAUCACUUCCUCAGUCCUCGACGCCUCCUGCACUCUUCCUCAUCCUCCUCCUCCUCCUCUUCCUCUCCGGCUGAUGAAGCUCAGUCUCCCUCCUCCUUCUUCCAGUGCUCCCCCCUCAGUCCCUCCUUCUCCCUGGACGCCGCUCCGCUCAGCCCCUCACAGCAGGCCUUCCUCCUGUCCAGCCCAGCCUCCUCCUCCUCCUCCUCCUCCUCCAGCCUCCUCUGUGGAGACCCGGCUCCUUGCUCUCCAGGAGGAUGCAGCUCCAGGAGAGGAGGCGCCGUGGCGGCGGACAGCUCGCUGGCUUUCUCAGACUCCCAGUCUGGCUCCUUUUCAGCAAAGGUGGACUCCAUCCUCCGAGGCGACUACCGGAGCCCGAUGGGCGGCGUGGGGCCCAAACGUCUGUGUCUGGUCUGCGGAGACUUUGCGUCUGGUUUCCACUACGGCGUGGCGUCCUGCGAGGCCUGCAAGGCCUUCUUCAAGAGGACCAUCCAAGGCAACAUAGAGUACAGCUGCCCGGUGACCAACGACUGCGAGAUCACCAAGCGGAGGAGGAAGGCCUGCCAGGCCUGCCGCUUCCAGAAGUGUCUGCAGGCGGGAAUGAUGCGGGAAGGGGUGCGUUUGGACCGGGUCAGAGGGGGCCGGCAGAAAUACAAGAGGCGGGCGGAGACGGGAGGCAAGGCUCUGUACAGCCUGCCGCUCAGCUCCAGUGAGUCCCCCCCCCCCCCCCCCCCAGGUUCCACCCCCAGGUUCCCACUCCGGCCACACUUCCUGGUUCUGACGGCCCGCCUGUCCGUUUCAGGGAACAAGCUGAUCUCCCAUUUGCUGCUGACAGAGCCCGCCCCCCUGGCAGCCAAUCAGGACGACUCAACCGAGGACAGCAGCCUGCAGACGCUCCUGACCCUCUUUGACCUUCUGAACCGGGAGCUGCUGGUUCUGAUCGGCUGGGCCAAGCAGAUCCCAGGUUUCUCUGAGCUCUCCCUGCUGGACCAGAUGUCGCUGCUGCAGAGCGGCUGGAUGGAGGCGCUGCUGGUGGGCGUGGCCUGGCGCUCGCAGGCCAGGGCGGGGGAGGAGCUUGUUUUUGCCGGGAACCUGCGCCUGGACGCGGCUCAGUGCCGGGCCGCCGGAUUGGCUGACGUGUACGAGGAGGUGCGCCACCUGGCGGCCAGGUACCGGGCGAUGAACAUGAGCCCCGAGGAGGCGGUGACCCUGAAGGCCGUGGCGCUGGCCAACUCAGAUGCCGACCCGCUGGACUGUCCCGACUCCCUGCAGAGGUUCCAGGACGGGCUCCACGAGGCCCUGCAGGACUACGAGUCCUCCCGCGGGGAGCAGCACCGGGCGGGCCGCCUGCUGAUGAGCCUCCCGCUGCUCAGACAGACGGCUGGGCGGGCCGUGCAGGCCUUCCUGCGGCUGCACCGGCAGCGCCGCGUCCCCGUCCACAAGCUGCUGCUGGAGAUGCUGGAGGCCAAAGCCUGAGGAGCAAUUCCUCUGCCUUCACUGCUGCAGCCGCUUUCCUCAGGGACACGGACAGAACACAGCUUUCCAAAAAAAAAAA